Brassicogethes aeneus is the source of this 1407-nucleotide messenger RNA. The record is from the annotation of a GenBank genome assembly. Lineage: Eukaryota; Metazoa; Arthropoda; Insecta; Coleoptera; Nitidulidae.
AUGGAAAAUAAUAGACUUUUAGUGGAAAAAAUUGCAAGACUUGAAGAGCAAUUAAAAUUAAAUAAAAGUGUAGUAAAUAAAGCGUCCAUAAAAGAACCAGUAAAAAAUAAUGAAAAAAACGAGAAAAUAUCCACAACAAAUUCAAAAGCCGAAGAGAAUACCAGUGUAACCGCCGCUUCCCAACAACAGGUGGCGCCACAAGAAAAGCAGAAGUCCUCAACCAGUGGGAAUAAAGAAGUCUUAAAUAAUCAAAUACAAAAUGCUACGAAAAAUAAACAAGAAACACCGCAGGAUCAAAAUUGGAGAGAAGUAAUCAAUAAGAAGAAAAAGGCGAAAAUCGAUGCAAAUACUAUAAAAGGAACGGCAACUGGAGAAAACAUUUUUGGAGCCGCAGAUGCAUUAGCGUGGUUUUAUAUAGGCAAAGUUAAUGCAAAAACAAAUUGUCAACAAAUUAUCGACCAUCUAACAACAAAAUUCCCAAACGAAAAGUUUAAUGUAGAGGAAAUUGAUAAGCAUGAACUUAAUAAAAAAGAGGUCAAUGAAAAAGUUAAGUGUUUACACUGUGGUCAAAUGUUAUCCGUAAAAAAUAAAUCUACAUAUUCUCUUAUAAGGCACAUGAACCAAAAACAUCCAUUACAACAAAUAAAAAGACAACCAGCCCCAGUAGAGACUAGUCUAUUAGGUAAUAAUUCCGUACAGCAACAAUCGGCUCCAUCAACAUCAAAAGAGCAUGUACCUUCGACAUCCUCUGCAGUAUACCCUCGCGUAGAAAAACUAUUUCCAUUUCCUGCAUUGUACAACCAAACUGUGGACGUUGUAAAAACUCGACUGGAAAGAGCGUUUGCUGUAUGUUUGACAACGGAUGGAUGGACAUCAAGAGUAAACGACAGUUUUUACAGCGUUACAGCGCACUAUAUAGUGGAAGGAGAGCACAACACAUUUUUGGAGUCGGAUUUACUUGGCUGUAUUUCCUAUACGGAUAGGCAUACAGCAGAAAAUAUUAGUAAUCAUUUGAAGGACAUUAUUAGAGAGUGGGGGUUACCUAAUAAAAUCUCUGCGGUUGUGUCCGACAAUGCGGCCAAUAUGAAAGCGGCUGUGCGUAUUGGGGGUUGGAGAUUUUGGGGAUGUUUUGCGCACUCCUUAAAUUUAGUUACUCAAACUGGUCUAAAAGACUUAAAGGACGUGGUAAUAAAAAUUAAAAACAUAGUGCAAUAUUUUAGACGAAGUAGUCAUGCAAGCGCUCAGCUAAAGGCUACGGCUGAAAGAAUAGAUAUGAUCCCUUUAAAACUAAAAAAUGAUGUGGUUACCAGGUGGAACUCCACCUAUGAUAUGAUAGAAAGAGUUUUAAAGAUGAAAAAUGCCAUCAUCUCAACUUUGGCAAUUAUUAAUACCUCUCGUAAUGAUUGA